Colletotrichum fioriniae is the source of this 2427-nucleotide messenger RNA. RefSeq lists its product as uncharacterized. Gene Ontology annotation, molecular function: ubiquitin protein ligase activity; ribosome binding. The record is from RefSeq and is a predicted model, not a curated record. Gene Ontology annotation, biological process: rescue of stalled cytosolic ribosome; protein ubiquitination. Lineage: Eukaryota; Fungi; Ascomycota; Sordariomycetes; Glomerellales; Glomerellaceae.
AUGGCCGACACUCAAGCUGCCGGCGGCGACUCGAACCCCUCGAGGGGUAAUCGCAACCGUGGAAGAGGUCGCGGCGGUGGAGGAGGCGGUGGUGGUGGAGGAGGAGGCAACUCUGGAGCCCGUGGAAGAGGAAGAGGAGGACGUGGUAGAGGCGGUAAUAACGCUGCUGCGCCAACUCAGCCAGACCCCUCAAGCACAUCCCAGACCCCCGUCACCAAAGCCGAUAACAAGGUGCUUACACGUACGGCUGCAGCGGACGAUGAUACUGCGAGCAGCGACGGAGAGGUGUGCUUCAUCUGCGCAGAGCCCAUCAAGUUCCAUUCAAUUGCACCAUGCAACCACAAGACCUGCCAUAUCUGUGGUCUGCGUAUGAGAGCCCUGUACAAGACCAAGGACUGCCCUCAUUGUCGAACUGCUUCUCCCUUCGUCGUUUUCACAGACGAUGCGAACAAGCGAUACGAAGACUAUACCGACGCCGACAUUACGAGUUUCGACAGCAAUAUUGGCAUCCGGUAUACCAAUGAGGAAAUUGUGGGCGACACUGUCGUACUCUUGCGAUACAACUGCCCCGCGGAAGACUGCGUCUUCGCCGGAUUAGGCUGGCCAGAUCUUCAUAGGCACGUCCGCUCAACACAUCACAUGAAGAUGUGCGACUUGUGUACCAGGAACAAGAAGGUUUUUACCCACGAGCAUGAGCUCUUCGCGGACAAGGAGCUCGAGAAGCACAUGAGGCAUGGAGAUGACAGGCCGGGUGCCAUUGACCAGACGGGCUUCAAGGGGCACCCCUUAUGCGGGUUCUGUGGAUCGCGCUUCUACGACGAUGAUAAGCUCUUUGAUCACUGCCGCGAAAAGCACGAAAGAUGUUUCAUCUGCGACCGGAGAGACUCGAGACACCCCCAUUACUUUGUCAACUACAAUGCGUUGGAGAAGCACUUUGAAAAAGACCAUUUCCCCUGUCUGGACAAAGAAUGUUUGGAGAAGAAAUUCGUCGUCUUUGAGUCGGAAAUGGACUUGAAGGCACAUCAACUGGAAGAGCAUGCUAACUCUCUGUCCAAGGAUGUGCGGAGAGAUGCGAGGGUAGUCAAUAUGUCAGGCUUUGACUACAGAUCAACUUACGAGACCGAGAGACGUGGAGGGGGUGGAGGUGGUAGAAGCGGCGGUGACGGCCCCUCUAGCGGACGCCAAGGCCGUGGCCGUGGCCGGGAUCCUAAUGCCGAACCCAUACCCCAGAGCUCUGCGCAGCCGCUCCGUCGGGAUGAGCUUGCCUUCCAAAGACAAAUGGCAAUCCACUCGGCACAGUCAGUUUCCAACCGUACCUUUGGUGGAUCGCUCUCCCAGCCAGCGAGCACGACACCCGCUUCCUCAUCUCGCCGAGGUAAUGGUGCGCCGGCACCUGGAGGUUCAUCACGUCAAGCCCCCGCAGCUGCAGCCACCCCCGCGCCUGCGCUGCCCACGGCCGAGAUGGAGCAGCUCAACGUGACUGACAUCGCAUCAUUGCCCCCUCAGGAGAGAGCGGUGAUGUUGCGCCACCAAGGAGUCGUUGAGCGCGCUUCCAACCUGCUUGGCCACGACCAGUCCAAGAUGAAGGAGUUCCGCGAUUACAUUUCGAAUUUCCGAAAAGGAAGUUUGACCGCCCCUCAACUGGUCGAUGCCUUCUUCUCGCUCUUCGCCGACACAUCGUCAAACGCGUUGGGCACAUUAGUCCGUGAAGUUGCUGACCUGUUCGAGGAUAAGAGCAAGGUCGCGGCUCUGCACAAAGCGUGGCAGGACUGGAGAGCCAUCAACGAAGACUACCCGUCUCUGCCUGGCUUGGGCGGUAUGCACGGCGCGACGACGGCUUCAAGCGGCUGGGCUAGUGCGGCCUCGCCGUCUCCCACUGCGCCAGCUGCCGCACCGAGCUCGAACCAGAAGCACUCCAACCGCGUGUUGAGGCUGAAGAACAGCACCCGAGCCGGCGCCUCCGGGCCUAAGCCCGUGACCCCGGCCACUUCGGCGAACUGGGUUUCCACGUCGGGCUCCUCUCGCCCUCCAGCGCCAUCGGCCUUCCCUGCCCUGCCUGCGGCCUCAUCGUCGUCCAAGUCUUCAGCAUCACAGCCGUCCUGGAUUGGGCCGAACAACCCGUCCGCCUCGAGAUCAUCGGGCCCCGCAGGACCCGUGCGUUCGACGCCCGCUGGCCGACCGCCACCAUCGUCUGCUUUCCCCGCGUUGCCCCCGGCGCAGAAGCCCCUCACAACAAUCUUUGGCUAUGGGUCGGGACGAGGUGUGCGGCGCGAUCUGGGCGGUGCUGCCAGCAACUUUAGCUGGGGAUCGGCCCCGGGAAGCGGAGCUGCGAGCGAGAAUACGUCGGAGAGGGAAGACGAGGAAGCCGGUCAGAGCACCGGUGGUAAGAAGAAGAAGGGCAAGAAGGUUCUUGUCCAGUGGGGUUGA